CAUGUGUUGUUUUAACACUCAGUUUAAAAAGAAAAAAUGUUAUAGAGUUGGUUUGAAUGCUAAUGACACUGUUUUGGUAAAACAGGUCAGGUUUAUUGUUUGAGUUGAAAACCUCUCAUGGAUUUGAGAUGGCGGGCCACCAAAAACUUGAAUGCUGAUUCCUGAACCUGGAAAAAAAAGGACACUUUAUUCUGCAUCACAAGGAUUUCUUCAAAUCUUCAAUUUUCUUCACUCAGGACAGUGUUUUCUUUUUUUCUGUUCAGCCACUUCUUCACUACUUCAACUGUAAAAAUGCCUGAACAAUAGUACUAUAAAUAUGACCAAAGAACCCAGUUGGCUUCAGACUUCAGAACUGAAGACAUUAGCAGACGACUUCAUUUUUUAACACACCGAAUACACGCAAGGACUCCAGGUGAGACACCACUUUAAUGAUACAGAAUGGCAUCACAGCCCAUUGAAGUGGCAGCUCUAGGAAGACCUCUGUUUCCUGGUAUGCUGUAUGACUGCCGCCAGGAUACCUUCAUUCCAGGUGUUACUCUGUGGGAUAAGAAGUCACUGAGUGAAGAUCUGGACAGUCGUUCAAAGCUCAUGACAGAUCUGAAGUUCAGUAGCUCUGACUCUCUCUCUGAUAAGUCCAAUCUCCUGGAUGUAAGUGCUUCCCUGAAGGCCAGCUUCUUAGGAGGGCUGGUGGAGGUGGGAGGAUCUGCCAAGUUCCUGCGUGACACCAAAUCCUCAAACCAACAGUCCAGAGUUACAAUGUAUUACAAAGGAACCACCAAAUUCGAACAGCUCACUAUGACCCAUCUGAGUGACUUCACCUACCCUAAGGUGUUUGAGCAGAAAACUGCAACUCAUGUGGUCACAGGUGUACUGUACGGAGCUCAGGCCAUCAUGGUGUUUGAUCGGACAUAUUCAGAAGAGGAAAACAAGCAGGAGAUUGAGGGACAACUGAAUGUCAUGGUCAAGAAGAUUCCUACAUUUUCCAUUGAGGGAACAGGAGCUGUAGAAAUGACAGAUAAUGAUAAGAAAGUGGCUGAGAGCAUCGACUGCACAUUUUAUGGUGACGUCCAACUUGAGCAGAACCCCACCACUUACACUGAGGCCCUGGAGGUGUACAAGAAGCUCCCCACUAUACUGAAGGAGAAUCCACAGAAUGCAGUUCCAAUAAAAGUCUGGCUCUAUCCUCUUUCUCUACUGAAUACAAAAGCUGCACAGUUGGAGAGAGAAAUCACCACGCAUCUGGUUUCCAACACUGAAGAUAUAAUAGAGGAGCUGGGAGAGGCAGAGAGGACAUGUAAUGACCUCUCCAGAAAAACACUGGUAAAUGUUUUUAGAGACAUCAAAGAGAGGGUGCGCUUAUUUCAGGACUCUCUUAAUAUUUACAAAUCUGUGCUCAUGAAAGCUGUCAGCAGGGUCUUGCCUGCUAUACGAGGAGGAGAGAUGGAGCAAAAUUCAUUGGAAGACAUCCUGAAGAUCCACUACAGCUCCCCUUUCAAUGCUGACAUGCUUAAUCAGUGGUUCGAACUUGUAAAGUCUGAAUUUAGCCUCUUGAGUUCUCAAACCAAGAUGCUGGAGGGAAUCAAAAUAGAAGACUUAGAUGGUCUCAAGAACAUCCUCCUUAAUCCUGAUAUUGAUGUUGUGGUGUGCUUGACCUUCACAUCUCUGAAGUAUGAAGACCAGUAUCUUUCAACCCAGAAGAAGUUUCUGGAAUCUGACAAGUUUAAAGAGCUAGAUGUGGGAACGAAAGCACAUUCUAACACGUUUGCAUCAGAAGAGUGGUUCAACAAUCCUGAUGUCAUCUCAAAGAUGAGAGAGAAUUUAUCUCUUUUCAAAAGUUUUUCAGAGGCUAAUAAAGGUGAAAAGAGAUAUCGAUUCAUUGUGUCUGGCAUCUCAGAUCAAUCCAGUCCAGGGUCCUCCAUCUAUCUGUAUGAAAAAGGGAAGCUGACAAACACACAGUUCCAGCCCGUGUCGAAGCCUCCCCCACCAGAAGUGAAGGACGUGAAGGAGCGCAGUGUGUCCCUGAAACUGCAGAAGUCCCUGACUGGAGAAACUCUGCAGUACAGAGUGGAGUACAAGGAGGUAAAAGCAGUUGAGGAACAGUGGCUUGUCAUAAACACACCUUAUGAAGACUUUACUCUGACUGCGUUGGAACCUGGAAAGCAGCACUUGAUCUGCUACAGGAUUGUGGGUAAAGUGGGAGUGAGUGAAGCCAGUGACACUAUUGGCCCCAUACCGCCUUCAGAAAUUGUUCCUAAGACCAGGAACGACUUCCUACAAUAUUCCCAACGGUUCACUCUGGAUCUGAACACAGUGAAUAAAUACCACUGUCUGUCUGAGGGGAACAGAGUGAUUACUGUCACUGACACAGUCCAGUCGUAUCCUGAUCACCCAGACAGAUUUGAUGCAUAUCAGGUGUUGUGUAGUGAGAGUGUGAGUGAUCAGCGCUCUUACUGGGAGAUUGAGUGGAGUGGAGCUGUGUCUAUAUCAGUGUCAUAUAAGAGCAUCAGCAGGAAGGGAUGGGGUGAUGAGUGUAAGUUUGGAUGUAAUGAUAAGUCCUGGAGUUUGGACUGCACUCCCUCCAGUUACUCAUUCUGGCACAGUAACAUAAAGACUGUGCAGCCCACCAUCAGCAGUAAAAUAGGAGUGUAUGUGGAUCAGAGUGCAGGAAUUCUGUCCUUCUACAGCGUCUCUGACACAAUGAACCAGAUCUACGCAGUCCAGACCACAUUCACUGAGCCGCUCUAUCCUGGGAUUUAUAUGUAUUAUACUGGAUCAUCAGUGAAACUGAUUUGAUGAAUCAGAACAGGCUGAUUCUACCCAUAAUGCUUUGAGCUGAUGAUGAAUCAGAUGUUAUAGAGUCUCUUCAUUACAUUAAUACUGUCAAUGAAAUAUCAUGUCAGGAUAAAAGUGUGUGUGUGUGUGUGUGUGUGCGAUAAAUCCUCAUAUAGACAGUCAGAUCACUGUGUGUGACAUCUGUGCUUUUCUCAAGCUCUGUUUGUGUUGAUGGAAAUAACCUUAAUUUAGUUCACAUCAAUCAUUUAUCAUGUAUAUAGAAUUGAUAUUUGAAUUGAGAUUUGUUGAACAUAUUGUAAUCCAGGUGUAUUUUAGGGGUUCAAGUGCUGAAGCUGCUGCAUCAUUAUUGUGUUUGUACUCUUUUAAUCAAUUAUUGUUUUUCUGCUCUAAACAUGUCUGGGUGUCAGGGACUGUACUUCAUAGAGGAAAUAAUAAAAACUUCUCCUAGA
Molecule: messenger RNA, 3242 nt
Organism: Megalobrama amblycephala (Wuchang bream)
Lineage: Eukaryota; Metazoa; Chordata; Actinopteri; Cypriniformes; Xenocyprididae
Product: stonustoxin subunit beta-like
Exons: 6
Coding region: 439-2793 (784 amino acids)
Molecular function (GO): protein binding
Source: RefSeq, a predicted model, not a curated record